AUGAAGUUGUACCUCCUUCUGUUUGCCGCCCUUGCUGCCGCCCAAGUUAGCGGUGGUGAUUAUGAUUGCGAUGCCACCAAGGCGAAAUGUACAAGUGACUGCCAGGCUAAAGGCCGUACAGUUUCAGUCAAUAUUUGUGAAGUGUUCGAGGCAGGAAGUCACAGGGCAUGUUCAUGUGGCGACAAGGAAAAAAAGCCGGGCGGAGGAAAGGAUGGAGGUAAAUAA
This is a messenger RNA of Pyricularia oryzae 70-15, 225 nucleotides long. RefSeq lists its product as uncharacterized. The record is from RefSeq and is a predicted model, not a curated record. Bases 1 to 225 code for a protein of 74 amino acids. Lineage: Eukaryota; Fungi; Ascomycota; Sordariomycetes; Magnaporthales; Pyriculariaceae. The transcript is spliced from 2 exons.